Molecule: messenger RNA, 1983 nt
Organism: Spirodela intermedia
Lineage: Eukaryota; Viridiplantae; Streptophyta; Magnoliopsida; Alismatales; Araceae
Source: the annotation of a GenBank genome assembly
AUGUCCAGAGCCUCUCUCCUUCUCUUGCUCUUCCUCUCCCUCCUCCCCGUCCUUGCCCUUGGGCAGGAGGUCAAGUUCGUCUACAACGGUUUCUCCGGCGGUGGCGCCGCCGCAGUCAACAACAACCACAACAUAAGCUUGAAUGGGAUUGCGGAGGUAGAAGGCGGGGGGUUCGUUCGGCUUACGAAUGAGACCAGCCGGCUUAUCGGUCGCGCCUUCUACCCCCUCCCCGUCCGGUUCCGGAACGCCACCGACGGGUCCGUCUUCUCCUUCUCCACGGCCUUCGCGUUCGCCAUCGUUCCCGAGUACCCGAAGCUCGGGGGCCACGGCCUCGCCUUCACCGUUGCCCCGACCAAGGAGCUCCACGGCGGUCUCCCGAGCCAGUACCUGGGGCUCCUCAACGCCAGCGACGUCGGCAACUCCAGUAAUCACGUCUUCGCUGUCGAAUUUGACACCGUGCAGGACUUCGAGUUCGGGGACAUCAACGAUAACCACGUCGGCGUCGACAUCAACGAUAUGAGAUCCAAUGCCUCCGCCACCGCCGCGUACUAUGACAAGGACGGCAAGCAGGACCUGAACCUCAAAGGCGGGCAUGCGGUCCAGGCCUGGAUCGACUACGACGGCGUGGCCAAGCUGCUCAAUGUCACCGUCUCCCCCUUCUCCUGGAAGCCCACAACUCCGAUCAUCUCUUUCCCCGUCGAUCUCUCCUCUGUCCUCUUGGAAGAGAUGUUCGUGGGCAUCUCGAGCUCCACGGGGCUCCUCUCUAGCUCUCAUUACCUCUUCGGCUGGAGCUUUAGUAUGAAUGGGCUCGCCCCAUCCCUCGAUCUCUCCACCUUGCCUUCCCUUCCUAAGCCAAAGAAGAAAACCCACUCCUUGGCUAUUUCGACCUCCGUCGCCGCUUUCGUCCUGCUCGUCGUCGCCGUCAUCGGUGGCGCCUACCUCUUCUACCGGAUCAAGAACGCCGACGUGAUCGAGCCGUGGGAGCUGCAAUACGGGCCGCACCGAUUCUGCUACGAGGAGCUGAAGAGGGCGACCAAAGGAUUCCGAGACAAGGAGCUACUAGGUUUCGGAGGAUUCGGAAAGGUUUACAAGGGUGUCCUCCCCAGCACCAAGGCCGAGGUCGCCGUCAAGCGUGUUUCCCAUGAAUCGAAGCAGGGAAUCCGGGAGUUCGUGGCGGAGAUCGCUAGCAUCGGGCGGCUCCGCCAUCGGAACCUCGUCCAGCUGCAGGGCUGGUGCCGGCGGCGAGGGGAUCUCCUGCUCGUCUACGAUUACAUGCCCAACGGCAGUCUCGACAAGUAUCUCUUCGACAACCCUCCGAAAGUGGUUCUAUCUUGGAACCAGAGGUUGAGGAUAAUCCGCGGCGUGGCGGCGGCGCUGGUCUACCUGCACGAGGAGUGGGAAAGCGUGGUGAUCCACAGAGACGUCAAGGCCAGCAACGUCCUGCUCGACGCCGACAUGAACGGGCGGCUGGGGGACUUCGGCAUGGCAAAGCUCCACGAGCACGGGGGCAACCCCAGCACCACGAGGGUCGUCGGCACCCUCGGCUAUCUCGCCCCCGAGCUUACCCGCACCGGGAAGGCCACCACCAGCGCCGACGUAUUCGCCUUCGGCGCGAUGAUGCUGGAGGUGGUCUGCGGCCGGCGGCCCAUAGAGCCCAAGGCGUUGCCGGAGGAGCUCAUACUGGUCGACUGGGUCUGGGAGCUCUGGUUGGCCGGGAGGGUGUCUGAGGCGGUGGACCACCGGUUCUGCGGCGACUACGCGGAGGAGGAGGUGAACACUGUCGUGAGGGUGGCGCUGAUGUGCUCUCACCCCACCGCCUCCGAACGGCCGACGAUGAGGGACGUCGUGCGGUAUCUCGACGGAGACGCCGAUAUGCCAGAGUUGCGGAGCCCUCUGCCGAACGAAGACCGCUUGAGCCCGGUGGCGUUCGACGACUUCGUCCACUCUUAUCCAUCGUCCUCCUUUGAGAAGGUGUCGUCGUAG